Messenger RNA from Aaosphaeria arxii CBS 175.79, 2379 nucleotides. RefSeq names its product kinase-like protein. NCBI's taxonomy places the organism in Eukaryota, Fungi, Ascomycota, Dothideomycetes, Pleosporales. Gene Ontology annotation, biological process: protein phosphorylation. Bases 163 to 2280 code for a protein of 705 amino acids. Gene Ontology annotation, molecular function: protein kinase activity; ATP binding. The record is from RefSeq and is a predicted model, not a curated record. The transcript is spliced from 5 exons.
UCACACACUAGCAUUCGAACAACAGUCGGAUUCUUUGUUGGCUGCAACUCUUCCACUGCGGCUGCACCCCGCCUUCCACCUCGGCCUUUGUUCCCAUCGCCGUCGCUGCAUUGGAUCCCGUUCGAUUAUUCUUAACAACAUUUCUAGCGGCAAUUGCCCGACAUGGCGCAGGCCGACGACUAUCAAGUCCUGGAGGAGCUGGGCAGCGGUAGCUUUGGAAAAGUGUACAAGGCUUACGACAAAGCCACUGGGGAGCUGGUCGCCAUCAAGCAUAUUGAUCUCGAAGAUACCAGCGAUGAACUUUCAGACAUCCAGGCUGAGAUUGCCUUACUCGGUACCUGCAAUAGCCCCUAUGUCGCCCAAUACAAGACCAGUUUCGUGAAGGGUGUCAAACUUUGGAUAGUCAUGGAGUACAUGGGUGGUGGAUCUUGUCUUGACCUGAUGAAACCUGGCGUAUUCAGUGAGGCGCAUAUAGCCAUUGUGUCGCGAGAACUCUUGCUCGGCCUGGACUACCUGCAUUCCACCGGCAAGAUUCACAGAGACAUCAAAGCUGCCAACACCUUGCUCACAGAUGGCGGAAAGGUGAAGCUUGCCGAUUUCGGUGUCGCAGCUCAAUUAACAGACAUGAAAUCACAACGCAUGACCUUUGUUGGUACCCCCUUUUGGAUGGCCCCCGAGGUUAUCCAGGAGGCUGGAUAUGACUUCAAGGCAGACAUCUGGUCCCUCGGCAUCACCGCACUCGAAAUGGCCUGGGGUCAACCACCGCACGCGGGUACCCAUCCCAUGAAGGUGCUAUUCACUAUUCCCAAGAACCCUGCCCCACGUCUCGAGGGAGACCAAUGGAGCAAAGACUUCAAGGACUUCAUCGCUCAAUGUUUAAUCAAAGACCCUGAUCGACGAGCCAGUGCAAAGGAACUCCUUCGUCACAGAUUCAUUCAGCGAGCCGGCAAAGUGGAAGCAUUGAGGGAGCUUAUCGAGCGCAAACAGAUGUAUGAUGCGCAGGAGGAGAACGCAGCCCAUCCCAGCUAUUACCAGGAGACUAUGGUUGACUUAUCCCCGAAAGCCGAUCAAGAUGAGUGGGUAUUCACCAUCAAGCCAGCUACUGUCGCUCCUCCCAGGCCUGCCACGAGGAGGAGGAAGGCGGCGCGCAUACCAUCCACCGACUCGGCCGCCGUUGCUUCCAUGAUGCAGCGUAUGGAUCUCAAUGCUGCCCCUCUUGGAACGCCCACGGAUUCUCCAGCUCCAGAGCCCCGUCGCCGUCAAGCGUCGUCCAGGAACUCGUCGACCGGAACGGCCAUUCGAGUCGCUUCUGGGUCUACUCCAACUGCUCGCCGCGUUAGCCAAAUGCCGAAGCAACCGCUAGGUAUUGACCUUUCAUUCGGCAACUCGCCAUCCACUGUCAGACAUUUCAAAAGGGUGCCUUCAGGAGAACGCAGGGCUGCUCUGGCCUCAAACCCGCCCAAUAAUUCCUUCCACCCCAAUCCUCAAGCGCGGACUUUCCGACCAUCCCCACCCAACUCGGCUCACCCACUUGACUUGAACAAUGAGAACGCACCGCCUUCGGAACAGCCUCCAGCCGCUAUUACAAAGGACGCGCUCUACGGUCGCCGAGCAUACAGUAAGGUGCUGGACAACGUCUUCCAGGAGGCGCACUCGGAUUGUGCGUCGCCUCAUCAGAGAGAGGCAAUGAGCCGCGUUGCACAGGCAUGGGAGCAUCUCGACCAGGUUGACCCACAUGGCGAGUUCCUACUUCUGAAGGCCAUGGUAGACCGAUUACAAGGUGACGCCAAAUUAGCCUCCGCUUUGGGUAUUGCCGUGACACCAGUGCUCCCAACAAGCCCAGUCAAACAACACAAUACCAAUACCAGUGAUACGAGCCUCAGCGGCACCACCGUACAUGGCACUGGCACGACUCGUAUUCGAUCCCACACGACCGCUGCCGCUGCCGGUUCAGUGUCGAAGCCUUCGCAUGAACUGUCAACACCCAUUGCGACGCCUGACCAUACACCUUUGUCGACACCAAACGGUACAGCUUCCUCAUCGCCUCUCAAAGGUGCCAAACUCGUGCUUGCUCAUAACAAUCCACAUCUAAAAUCUCAUCGUCGCCGUCAGAGCGCGAUUGGGAGCGAAAAGAUGUGGGGUACGGACAAGCUGGGAGAUAUCGAUGAGAAGAAACUGCCAGGACAUUUUGAAAAGGGCAUGGAGCAGCAAGGUCUCCUCGCAGACAUACUGUAUGGACAAUGGAUCGGCGGUUUGCGCAAUCGUUGGCCGAUGACCUAGGACCUGCUCCGAAUCCUUUCGAUGAUCCCCUUUCCAUCGAUGCUAGGACAUACUGAUGUUUUUACAUGGCCAUCCCACUAUACCUUCUUGUAUCUUCUU